AUUUGAUGCCUUCACUUCUUCUUCUCUUCCUUCGUUUGUCUUUUUCGCUUUCCUUCUUCUCUUCCUCCUUCUUCUUCUUUAAUUUCCUUCUUUUUUAUCCUUAUUUUGUUUGCUGCUUUCCUUCUUCCUUCCUUUCUUUCUUGUCCUUCUUUUUCUUCCAUGUUCAAAACCGUAAUUUUAAAAAAAUCACAUACUACAAACGUGAAUCGUUUCGAGUGAAUAAUAUAUCAAAAGGUUCUAAACAUUGAGAGGAGCUCAUAUCUAAAUUUUGGGAUUGUUUAGAGGAGAUUUGAGUUGGUUGAGAUUGAACAAGAAUUAGUAUGCAAUGUAUAUUUUUUUAUUUAAACAAUAUAUAUAUAGAUAUAUAUACAUUUCUGAUACCUAGUUAUAUAUCAUCUCUACACAAUCAAGCAUUAUUUAUAUAAUAUUGAUAUAUUAUAUAUACAUAUGAUUAAAUUAAUGCACAUAUAGUUAUUUUGUUGAAUUGUGUUUUGCCCGUACAUAUUGGUAUCACUCUUAUCCUUUUUGCCCGGAUAAUGCACAAUGCAUUGUGGUUAUAAAUUAGUAGUGCAUGAGUUUAAUUAGCCGCUACAUUCCAGUACUAUUACCUUAUUUUUAAAUCAUAAGUUUGGUGAAUGAUUGAUCACAGAAUUUCCUUUCCAAUAAAAACAAAUCUUUAAUAAACAUGACAAGAGAAAACAUUUUUAUAUUCACCAGGCCGUUUAACUUUGUGUAAUUAUUGGUAUGCAUAAUUACUCUUUUUAUAAGGAGAGACGAAAACCGUCCAAUUUCACAAACAAAUUAAAAAAUUGUCUGCCAUGACGAGUGAGCAGAAAGAACCUCUCUUGUCCGAUGCUAAACAAAAAAGAAUAUGCAUCAUUUCACUUGAUGAUACGAUUGAAGUAUGCAUCGGAGAUUUCGGAUGGUCGCAAUUUGUACAAGCUAUACUUGUCUCUCUCGCUUGGAUCUUCGAUGCUCAACAAUCAUUCAUCAGUGUCUUCACUGAUGCUCUGCCCUCUUGGCAUUGCACUAAUAAUUCCUCAUGCCAAAUAAAUAAAAAUAUUUGCAACAUUCCAAAGGACACGUGGCGGUGGGAUUUGCCAACAUUCACAUCGAUUGUGUCCGAUUGGUCAUUGGAGUGUAGUAGCUCGGUCAUCACUGGCCUCCCGGCAUCGUCUUUCUUCAUAGGCUGCCUUGUUGGUGGAUUUCUUCUAUGCACUUUAGCUGAUGCCUCCUUUGGCCGAAAAAACAUGUUGGUUUUGUCAUGCCUUAUAAUGUCUAUUACGGGGUGCGUUACCGCGAUUUCUACUAAUAUAUGGAUGUACUCUGCCUUAAGGUUCAUCUCUGGAUUCGGCAGGGCAACUAUAGGAACGUGUUCUCUUGUUUUAUCGACAGAGCUAGUGGGAAAAAAGUGGCGAGGGCAAGUUGGGAUUAUUAGCUUCCUUUGUUUCACUUUUGGAUUUAUAUCUUUACCUUGGAUAGCUUAUUUAAAUAAAGGAAAUUCGUGGAGAGUUGUGUAUCUAUGGACUUGUGUCCCCGCUGUUCUGUAUACGAUUUUUGUACAUUUCUUUGUUCAUGAGUCGCCUAGGUGGCUUUAUUUGCGAGGACAUAAGGAAGAAUUUGUUAAGACACUGAAAAGCAUUUCAAAUCCAGCCACACGAGGAAAGUUGACUUCAAGCUUCUUUGAAACAUUAUUUAGGGAUUUGGAAAGUAGCAUGUCUGUGUCGGCAUCACAAGACUUGGAUCUCUACUCGGCCAUCAGAUUGUUGAUUGAAAAAGGCUGGGCUUUGCGUCGACUGCUGACAGUAGUGUUGAUUGGUUUUGGGGUUGGCAUGGUGUAUUAUGGCAUGCCGUUAGGGGUUGGGGAUUUGGGAUUUGAUAUCUACUUAAGCAUCACGCUGAAUGCAUUGUCAGAGCUGCCAUCAUCCUUGAUAGCGUUUUUCCUUAUAGGGAAAAUGAACAGGAAAGGAUCGCUCUUAGGAUUUUCCUUACUAAGUGGAAUAUGUAGCGUAGGUUGCACGCUGGUGGAGGGGAGUGAGCCAUUAAAGUGGUUUCAAAUGGGGCUGGAAAUGGUGUCCUUUUUUAGUGCUUGUACGGCUUUCAAUGUUCUAUUGAUUUACACGUUGGAACUAUUUCCUACGUGCGUGAGGAACUGCGCAGUGUCAAUGGUGAGGCAGUCACUAGUAGUUGGUGGUGCAUUGAGUCCGCUGCUUGUAGCACUUGGAAGGAACAACAGCUUAUUUUCUUAUGGGAUAUUUGGAGUGUGUAGCGCCACAUUUGGUUUCUUUACGGUGUGGUUGCCAGAGACUAAGGGCAGACUACUUUGUGACACUAUCGAAGAAGAGGAGCGUCUGCUGGAGUGAGCACAAGUUGUUGACCUCAAAUAGCAGUUAAGCGCGCGUAUGUUGUUACCACAGGAAUUUGCUGAUCUAUCUAAUGUAGCGGGGGCCGGGGGCGGGGGGAUAACUUCUCUUCUUUACAAGCUAGGAGUAAGGUCUAAGGCCUUAGACUUCAUUUGUAGAAUUAAAAUAAAUUUGCUGUUGUUGUAUCCAAUGUAGCCUCACUAAAGGCCAAGACAUAAUGGAAUAAAGUUUGCUU
Molecule: messenger RNA, 2598 nt
Organism: Solanum dulcamara
Lineage: Eukaryota; Viridiplantae; Streptophyta; Magnoliopsida; Solanales; Solanaceae
Product: organic cation/carnitine transporter 3-like
Exons: 1
Coding region: 819-2363 (514 amino acids)
Biological process (GO): transmembrane transport
Cellular component (GO): membrane
Molecular function (GO): transmembrane transporter activity
Source: RefSeq, a predicted model, not a curated record